Molecule: messenger RNA, 1713 nt
Organism: Malassezia sympodialis ATCC 42132
Lineage: Eukaryota; Fungi; Basidiomycota; Malasseziomycetes; Malasseziales; Malasseziaceae
Product: KilA-N domain-containing protein
Biological process (GO): positive regulation of transcription by RNA polymerase II
Cellular component (GO): nucleus
Molecular function (GO): DNA-binding transcription factor activity; sequence-specific DNA binding
Source: RefSeq, a predicted model, not a curated record
AUGUCUACCGCUAGUCCAUCAGUUUCAGGCGCAGCUGCUUCUCAAUACAAUGCAGGCACUGUGCAUGCCGGCCAGGCUCCUACCAGCCAUGGCAAUGCCCCUCCCAUGCAUAAUCAUUCUGCGUCUGCUUUGGGAGGCUCUGAUGCGCAUGUUACUCAAGCCUCUAGUGCUGGACUUUAUCAGGAUAGCGUUGCACAAGCACCGCAUCAUUUGGCAGGGUCGUUUGCAGGUGCUCAACUUUCACCCAUGGCAUCCCCGUACGCUGCUUAUGGUGCAGCCCAGCACCCUAUGUACGGUGCUUCUUAUUCAGGUCAUGCAUAUGCCCCUUAUCCCAAUUAUAUUGGGCACAUAUCCCACUAUGGUCACCCUCACUAUCCGGGAACUGCUGCCACACCAGCUUACCACACUCCCAUGAUGGGUGGCAUGGUUUCGCACGGUGGAUAUGCGCCUCAUUCUGCAACCCACAUUCCUUCGCAUCAUACACAGGCAGCUAUUCCCAUCGCUAUGACAGGUGCGACUGGUGGGAGCGCACCAACGACGCCCAGCAUGACCUCUGGUGCUAUGAUGCCUACAUCGUAUGGGGCGACUCCCCAGUACAAUGCACCUGUCCCCAUGGGAGGUCGACACCGGGUUACUACGACUCUGUGGGAAGAUGAAGGAACCCUGUGCUUCCAAGUCGACGUCAAAGGCGUUUGUGUUGCUCGCCGCCACGAUAACAACAUGGUAAAUGGAACAAAGCUUUUAAAUGUCUGUGGUAUGUCUCGCGGAAAGCGCGACGGUAUUUUAAAAAACGAAAAAGAGAGAAUUGUUGUUAAAGUCGGUGCCAUGCAUCUCAAGGGUGUUUGGAUUGCCUUUAGCCGUGGCAAGCAACUGGCUGAGCAACACGGUAUUGCGGAUGCUCUUUAUCCUUUGUUUGAACCUAACAUUCAGUCUUUCUUGUACCAUCCUGAUAAUUAUCCCAGGACUGCUGCUGUUAUGGCUGCUGCGCAAGAGCGCCAAGUGCACCGUCAUUACAACAUGCCAACCACAUCCUCGACACCUGUGAAGGACUUAAGCAGUAAUGAGAUGGGUGGGGGACUCCCCAUACACUCCAGUAUUCCCAGCAACCACUGGACAAACUCUCAGCAAGCAGCUCAUGAUUCAUCCUCUUCGAGCAAUACGGCUGAGGCUUUGCACUAUCAGUACCCCACACAUGCACACUAUCAGCACCAAGCGUCUGGCAUACCUGCGACCUCCCAGCAGGGUGGUCAAUCCGCUGCUUUCAGUCCCGCUAACGCCCACUACUCUCCCCAGAGCACUCAGGUUCCUAUGCGUUCUAGUGUUAACUCUGGGUUUGUUAUGGAUCGUCGACUGGACCAAACACCGGAAACAGGCAGUAGUCAAAAUCCCGCUGCCACCGGCAACCUGCAACAAACUCCUAGUGGUGCUGGUCACCGCCGUGUCUCGAGUCUUAAGCGUUCUCCUGCUGACCAGGAGCCUACCCCUUCUAUUGUCCCUCCCCCACAGGGUCCUAUCGAAAAUUCGGCACCGUCUUCAGCCGAAGCGGCUCCUGCUACUGUUUCUUCCACUGCAUUGCCCAGUGAGAACUAUACUCUCGAUGAAAAACGUCCAAAGGACGAGGAUACAUCCUCCCAGCAAGCAUUAAACAUGAUGUAUUCCAGUGAAAACCGUCCGCGGGUGUCCGAGAACCAGGCUCAAGGGUCUCAAGAGUAG